AUGGAGUUUAUCGGCGAGAGCCAAAAUCACGACGGCUCUGAAACUGACAAGAAGAAGAAGAAGAAGCGUUUCCAUCGUCACACACCUCACCAGAUCCAACGGCUCGAAUCAACUUUCAAUGAGUGUGCACAUCCAGAUGAGAAACAGAGGAAGCAACUUAGCAGAGAACUGGGUUUAGCUCCUAGACAGAUCAAGUUCUGGUUUCAGAACAGAAGAACACAAAAGAAGGCACAACACGAGAGAGCUGAUAACUGUGCACUCAAGGACGAGAAUGAUAAGAUUCGUUGCGAAAACCUUGCGAUUAGAGAAGCUAUCAAACGCGCCAUUUGCCCUAACUGUGGUGAUUCUCCUGUCAAUGAAGACUCUUACUUCGAUGAACAAAAGCUUCGCAUCGAAAACGCACAGCUUAGAGCAGAGCUGGAAAGGGUUUCAAGCAUUGCAGCUAAAUUCAUAGGGAGACCAACCUCUCAUCUCCCACCAUUACUAAACCCCAUGCAAGUUUCGCCGUUAGAGUUGUUCCACACCGGUCCUUCGCUUGAUUUUGAUCUUCUUCCAGGGAGCUGUUCUUCAAUGCCUGUUCCUGGUUUACCACCAACUCAACCAAACUUGGCUUUAUCAGACAUGGACAAGUCUCUUAUGACCAGCAUUGCUAUGAACGCCAUGGAAGAGUUCCUUAGGCUUCUUCAAACAAACGAGCCUCUAUGGAUCAAAACUGGUGACGGAUGCAGAGACGUUCUCAAUCUCGAAAGCUAUGAGAAAACCUUCCCAAGAUCAAGUAGUCGCGGAGGGAAACACCAUAACCUUCGGACAGAAGCAUCAAGAUCUUCUGGUGUUGUUUUCACUAAUGCUAGUACACUUGUGAACAUGCUCAUGGACUCUGUCAAAUCAGCAGAGCUUUUUCCCUCUAUGGUUGCAGCCUCUAAAACCCUUGCAGUGGUUUCAAAUGAAUUGCAUUUGAUGCUUGAAGAGCUUCAAGUGCUUACGCCAUUGGUAGCGACGCGUGAGUUCUGUGUGCUAAAGUAUUGUCAGCAAAUCGAGAAUGGAACUUGGGCAAUUGUAAAUGUCUCUUAUGAGUUACCUCAGUUUGUAUCUCAUUCUCGUUCAUACAAACUUCCUUCUGGUAGCUUGAUUCAAGACAUGUCCAAUGGUUACUCCAAGGUUACGUGGAUGGAACAUGUUGAAGUCGAGGAGCAAGAACAUGUUCAUGUUCAUGAGAUGUUUCAAGACAGUGUUCGUAAAGGGUUAGCUUUUGGAGCUGAACGUUGGAUUGCUACUCUCCAAAGAAUGUGCGAGAGAUUCGCGAGUCUAUUGGAACCAGCAACAUCAACCUGUGAUCUUGGAGGAGUGGUUCCAUCGCCGGAAGGGAAGAGAAGCAUGAUGAGACUUGCUCAGAGAAUGGUGAGCAACUUUUGCUUGAGUGUUGGCACGUCUAACAAUAACCGAUCAACGGUUGUUUCGGGAAUGGACGGGUUUGGAAUCCGUGUGACUUCGUACAAGAGCCAGCAUGAACCAAAUGGGAUGGUUCUAUGUGCAGCCACUAGUUUCUGGCUCCCAAUCUCUCCACUAAACGUCUUCAAUUUCCUCAAAGAUGAGAGAACUAGGCCUCAGUGGGACGUUCUUUUAGAUGGAAAUUCUGUUCAAGAAGUUUCAAGAAUGGCAAACGGAUCACAUCCUGGAAACUGUGUUUCUGUUCUUCGUGGCUUCAAUGCAUCAACGUCACAAAAUAACAUGCUGAUUCUACAAGAAAGCUGCAUAGACUCAUCAGGGUCUCUCGUGGUCUACACACCAGUGGAUCUACAAGGACUGAACAUAGCAAUGAGCGGCCAAGACACAUCUUAUACCCCCAUCUUACCCUCGGGAUUCGCCAUUUCACCAGAUGGAACCGGCAGUAACCAAACCGGAGAGCACAAAGGAGGAGAAGGAGGUGGUUCAUUGAUAACGGUUGGGUUUCAGAUAAUGGUGAGUAGUUUGCAGUCAGCAAAAUUGAAUAUGGAGUCAAUGGAAACAGUUAAUAAUCUCAUCAGUACCACUGUCCACCAAAUUAAAACCACCUUGAAUUGUCCUUCAACUGCUUGA
Microthlaspi erraticum is the source of this 2076-nucleotide messenger RNA. The record is from the annotation of a GenBank genome assembly. Lineage: Eukaryota; Viridiplantae; Streptophyta; Magnoliopsida; Brassicales; Brassicaceae.